AUGGGGCCUAGGCGUACAAAUGUUGGCAUCGAUGCCGUCUCAAAAACGGAAAAGUACCCUUACAGUGACCAAAUCGUAUGGAAAAGAGGCAGUUUCCCCCCUCAAACGCUCGAGUUCAAUAUAGACGAUGACAUCGAGGCGUGGUUGGAGAAAAUGGAGCAGUUCUUGAGAUAUGAAGAACCUGAUUCUCGAUCACAUAAGGUGAUCAGAAACCUGGUUCCUCCUGCCAGGGGUAUUGCAGUUAGGUCAGGUUGCACUGCAGAUACACCGUAUGAACAGCUGCUGGAUAAAUUGUCCCAGUUGUUCGCGAAGAAGCCUGAACGCAAUCGGCUGAAACUCAUAAGUCGAUGCUACCGGGCAGGGGAACGGGCAAUCGUCUACAUGGCUGACGUGUAUGAUCCAGUCCAAAAGAGCUACCCAGGUAAACCACCCGAAAGCCUAACGGUAGCCUUCGUUAUCAUGGGACUACCAGCUGAGAUCAGAGAGCGGCACGCAGGGUUUUACCUAAGUCAAUAG
Messenger RNA from Mesocestoides corti, 516 nucleotides. The record is from the annotation of a GenBank genome assembly. NCBI's taxonomy places the organism in Eukaryota, Metazoa, Platyhelminthes, Cestoda, Cyclophyllidea, Mesocestoididae.